This is a messenger RNA of Funneliformis geosporum, 305 nucleotides long. The record is from the annotation of a GenBank genome assembly. Lineage: Eukaryota; Fungi; Glomeromycota; Glomeromycetes; Glomerales; Glomeraceae.
UUUUGGAAGCUUCUUGUAGACAAGCCCCAGUAACAAUUUGCGUGAAAGAAUUUAGAAUUACUACUACUGCAUUGUGGUGUUUAGAAAUACAAAACACAUUUCUCAAUGACCAAUAUUUUGAUGUUGUUCUUUCAUUUACUCAAAGUGUUUUUGUAGCAGGUUCAAACCGAAAAGAUUCUAAUCAACCCGCCGUAGAACCCUACUCUUUAAAGAAAAGUAAUUUAAUAAGCACCUCGGUCAAUGGCAACAACAAAAAGAGAAACUUUAGACGUAGCAACACACUUCGUCUUGAUCAUUCCCUUUAA